Corvus hawaiiensis (hawaiian crow) is the source of this 1132-nucleotide messenger RNA. RefSeq names its product MAGE-like protein 2. The record is from RefSeq and is a predicted model, not a curated record. Lineage: Eukaryota; Metazoa; Chordata; Aves; Passeriformes; Corvidae. The coding region runs from base 182 to 1120 and encodes 312 amino acids. The transcript has 2 exons.
GCCUGGGCCAGCUUCUUCCCAAAAAAACCCCCCGAGAGCCUGGAAAAAGGGAACAGGAAGAAGGUGUGGAUGAGGGAUGGAUAAUGGGAUGCAGGAAGCUGGGAAGCUGUGAGCCUCUCCUGGGAGAAUCCAGGGAUUCUGGUGGGGGCGGCGUUCCCAGUCCUUCCUGCCCCGCUCCGGCAUGGAGAGCUUUGGGAAUGGGGAGCGGCAGAGCUGGGGGAGCACCGGGAAUGGGAGCUGGGCUGCUUUUGGGGGGACGAAAUGCCGGAUCCUGCUCCGGGAUGGGGCUGGGGAGAAUUCCUGCAGCUCCGUUCCCAGUGUCCCAUCCCUGUGUCCCAGGAACUCCCAGUGUCCCAUCCCAGUGUCCCAGGGACUCCCAGUGUCCCAUCCCAGUGUCCCAGGAGCUCUCCAUGUCCCAUCCCAGUGUCCCACCUCAUCCCAGUGUCCCAGGAGCGCUCCAUAUCCCAUCCCGGUGUCCCAGGGACUCCCAGUGUCCCAUCCCUGUGUCCCACCUUAUCCCAGUGUCCCAGGAACUUCCUGGGUCCCAUCCCAGUGUCCCAGGAACUCCCAGUGUCCCGUCCCAGGAGCUCUCCAUGUCCCAUCCCAGUGUCCCAGGAACUCCCAGUGUCCCAUCCCAGUGUCCCGUCCCAGGAGCUUCCAGUUUCCCAUUCCAAUGUCUCAUCCCAGUGUCCCACCUUAUCCCAAUGUCCCAGGAGCUCUCCAUGUCCCAUCCCAGUGUCCCAGGAACUCCCAGUGUCCCAUCCCAGUGUCCCAGGAGUGCUCCAUGUCCCAUCCCUGUGUCCCAGGAACUCCCAGUGUCUCAUCCCAGUGUCCCAUCCCAGUGUCCCACCUUAUCCCAGUGUCCCAGGAGCUCCCAGUGUCCCAGGAGCUGCCGGUGAGGGUGGAUUUUAGGGACAGCAGCCGGAUUUUAGGGACAACACUUGAAUCCCACCUUCCCGUCCUUGCAGGAUUUAUCCCAACAAUCCCACGGAGCUCCCGCUGUUCCUCGAACCUUGGGGGCAGCUUUUCCCAAAUUCCGGCCGGAGGGGGAGGAUUUGGAUCUGAGAUCAUGGAGGAGGAGGCUGUGGGAUCGGGAAUGGGGGUGUGGGAUCGGGAAUGAGGGUAUGGGAUC